Ostrea edulis (European flat oyster) is the source of this 1998-nucleotide messenger RNA. RefSeq names its product probable cytochrome P450 49a1. NCBI's taxonomy places the organism in Eukaryota, Metazoa, Mollusca, Bivalvia, Ostreida, Ostreidae. Gene Ontology annotation, cellular component: mitochondrial inner membrane. The transcript is spliced from 11 exons. Gene Ontology annotation, molecular function: monooxygenase activity; heme binding; iron ion binding. The record is from RefSeq and is a predicted model, not a curated record. Gene Ontology annotation, biological process: cortisol metabolic process; cholesterol metabolic process; cellular response to peptide hormone stimulus. Bases 72 to 1706 code for a protein of 544 amino acids.
UAGAAUUUCAAGUUUUUGACAUUUCUCGGCUUCCACAGUGCAGUAUUCAAAUCUAUGGUGGAUAACAGUACAUGAUUUAUUCAGUCCUGUCUCUUGAUGUUUUAAGGGUUUGGUACGUAUCACCACGUAGUUUUCCAUUUCAUGAAAUCAACAUGAAGGUUAUUGAAAGGAGGUUAUUCAGAAUUUUGCGAUUCCGAAAUUAUUCUACACAAACUACAGCUGCGUUCUCCAACGAAUCCCCGGGAGUGAAACCAUUUGAAAAAGUUCCCGGAGCCACAGGAAAAUUUGCAUUACCUGUUGUUGGUAAUUUUCUUUUGGGGAAGUCUUUAGGUUGCUUUCCAGAUUAUGAUUUGAGAAAGUAUUUAACCGGUCUCCAAAAGACAUAUGGUGAUAUUGUGAAAAUAAAAUCGACACGUUUCAAAUGGACAGUGCUUCUUUUUCACCCGGAUUUCGCAAAAGAGGCUCUAGAAAUAAAGUUGAAAUACCCGUACCGCCCUGUUGUGGAUAUCGUGGCUGUAUACAGUGAAAAGAAAAAUCUGGGCCAAAAUCUGGUAACAUUAAAUGGCGAAGACUGGGCUAAGCUUCGUAAGCCAACCCAGGAGUUGAUUCUGAGGCCCGUUGCUGUAGCAACAUACGUGGGCACCCUGUCAAGUGUAGCAGACGACUUUGUAGACAAAUACAAAAAUGGCGGAACAAUUGACAACCUCAGAGAAGCUCUUUCCAAUUACGCCUCUGAAAGUGUGGGCAUGCUAUGCUUCAAUCGACGUCUUGGAUGCCUGGAUAAGGAGCCCAUAAUCAACAUCCAGUUAUUAGACGACGUUCUGGAGGUCAUGGAACAAGACUUGAAGAGUAUAAGUGGAGUUAAAUUGUAUCGUUUCUUUCCGACACCAUCAUACAGAAAAUUUGAGAAAGGAGCAGAUCAUGUUUGUAGCAUUUGCCACGCUGAGAUAAAAGUUGCACUGGAAAAGCUAGAAAAUGCGAAAAACGAAGGGAAGUUGGAAGAAUACCUCCAACAGCCGAAUUUGCUCAAUUCAUUAUUAAGUCACCCAGAAAUGACGCAAAAGAUGGUUGAUAGAACUCUGAUGGAUCUAUUUUUUGCUGGAGUUGAUUCAACUUCAAAUGCUUUAACAUUUUUGUGGUUCGAACUGGCAAAGAAUCCUGACAAGCAAGAAAAACUCCAUCAGGAAAUCAUGACAGUGUGCGGGAAAAAUGACGUCACAAAAGAGGCGCUGGCAAAAAUGUCCUACCUGAAAGCCUGUGUCAGAGAAGCGAUGAGGAUUUAUGUCCCUACGUCACCGGGAAUGUACCGCUGUCUGGACCAUGAUGUGGUCAUUGGGGGAUAUCACAUUCCUGCGAAGACAGAAAUUAUUCCCUGCCUACAGAAUAUGUGCGAAGACCCUCGAUUCUUCAAAAGCCCAGAACGCUUUCUUCCUGAGCGUUUUGUACGGAAUGAUAAAUCCUUGAGUGACGAAUACAAAAACACGAAUCCUUUUGCCACCCUUCCAUUUGGUUUUGGCCCUAGAAGUUGUGUUGGACAACGAUUUGCAGAAACAGAGAUGUAUGUCAUCACAGCAAAGUUUUUUCAGCAUUUUGAAGCCAGACUUCCACCGGGGACAAAUCACAACAUGGAAUACAGAUAUCGUACAUUUGCAACUCCAAAACAUGCUGUUAGUUUGGUGAUCAAACCAAGGACAGAGACGAAAUGAUUUUAUCCUUAAAACAAACGGCAAGCUUCUUUUUCGUGGGAGAGAUUUUUUAUAUUCUUUAAGUUUAUAUCAUGUUUUUCUAAUACCCUUGAAUUAGUGAGUAGCACUUUUCGUGGAUUUUCCAGAUGUUACAGUUCAGUCGGAAUGUGGAUACGUUUCUCUUUAUUGAAAUGGGAUGGUAUUCAUUAGAUAGUGGUAUCCACAAAAAUUGAAUCCCCACGAAUUCUUAUAAACUCCACAACUUUGUAUCGCCUCCAAAUAUAAUUCUGAGCGACCCUUUUCUUAUGAAAAA